CGGGCUGGAAUUCCUCCCCGAAGCUCUCUUCUUUCACGCACACUCCUUAUUACUGCGAGGAAAAUGUAUACUUUCUCUGCAAGAAACUUGGCUUGAUUGGGCUUGCUGAUCCUACUGCGCUUGAUCUUUUUGUUGUGUUCAUAUCCAAUGAUGAUAAAAAGAUACCUCUAUGGAAUCAGAAAGCAAGCAAAUCAUCUGAUGGUUUGGUCAUUUGGGAUUAUCAUGUGAUCUGCAUUCAGAUUGGAAAUCAGAAAAAUGCUGAAGAAGGCUGUGCUUCUCACCUAGUUUGGGAUUUGGACUCCAGUCUUCCCUUCCCUCUUUCACUUGACCAAUAUAUUUCAGAAACUUUUCGCCCACAUUUACAACUGAAGUCUUCUUAUAAAAGGAUUUUACGGGUGAUUCAUGCUCCAAUUUUUCUCCAGCAUUUUACAUCUAAUAGAACACACAUGAGGAAUCCUGAUGGAAAUUGGAUUGCUCCACCUCCAAAUUAUGAACCAAUUAUCUCUCAAGUGUUUAAUUUGCGAAGCAUCUUUUUUUGCGCUACCGCCAUACAACAACAACAAACCUUUAUCCCACUAAUUGGGGUCAAAUGUCAUGAUUUUUCGACAAAUUUUACACUGACUGUCGACUAACUAACGCGACCCUCCACUUUUUACACCCGGGACUUGGGACACAUUGAUGGCAGCGGUAAAUCCCAAAAAUAUUCAAAAGUAAUGCCACAUACCUAUGUGGAUGGUUUUAAAACAUGUGAUCUUUGGUGUUGAUCACUUCAAACACAAUCUCCAAGGUCGGUGACACUAGAUUUAUUCCUGCAGUUAUCCUUGGUUGCUAUUUCUGAAAAUAGCAAAGAUGCAUUCUAUUCGGAAAAUCCAUGUCUAUGGCCAUACAAAACUUUCUUAUUAAUUAAAUUCAUGCCCAAAUUCAUGCCAUUUUGGUAUUCGGUUUUUCAUGCUUUGAAGUCCUGUAAAUUAUUUU
Messenger RNA from Phalaenopsis equestris, 975 nucleotides. RefSeq names its product protein N-terminal glutamine amidohydrolase. The record is from RefSeq and is a predicted model, not a curated record. Gene Ontology annotation, cellular component: nucleus; cytosol. Gene Ontology annotation, molecular function: protein-N-terminal glutamine amidohydrolase activity; protein-N-terminal asparagine amidohydrolase activity. Lineage: Eukaryota; Viridiplantae; Streptophyta; Magnoliopsida; Asparagales; Orchidaceae.